Messenger RNA from Phyllostomus hastatus (greater spear-nosed bat), 1453 nucleotides. It is a transcript of the gene TP53RK, whose product is annotated as TP53 regulating kinase. NCBI's taxonomy places the organism in Eukaryota, Metazoa, Chordata, Mammalia, Chiroptera, Phyllostomidae. Gene Ontology annotation, cellular component: nucleus; EKC/KEOPS complex; cytosol. Gene Ontology annotation, biological process: protein phosphorylation. The record is from RefSeq and is a predicted model, not a curated record. Gene Ontology annotation, molecular function: protein serine/threonine kinase activity; ATP binding. The transcript is spliced from 2 exons. Bases 88 to 849 code for a protein of 253 amino acids.
UGGCCGGAGAGAGCCGAGGGUUUCCGGAGCCAGCCGAAGCAUCUCCGACGGCCCUCGGGCAGAGUCGAGGGUCGCCGAGGCGCAGUAAUGGCGGCCGCCAGUGCUGCGGCGGGCGAGUCCGGCGAGGAACCGGUGGCGGAGGCCGAUACGUUGGCCGCGGCACGGGAGCGGAGCAGCCGCUUCUUGAGCGGACUGGAGCUGGUGAAGCAGGGUGCCGAGGCACGCGUGUUCCGCGGCCGCUUCCAGGGCCGCGCGGCCGUGGUGAAGCACCGCUUCCCCAAGGGCUACCGGCACCCGGCGCUGGAGGCGCGGCUCAGCCGGCGGCGGACCGUGCAGGAGGCCCGGGCGCUGCUCCGCUGCCGCCGCGCAGGCAUAUCUGCCCCCGUCGUCUUCUUUGUGGAUUACGCUUCCAACUGCUUGUUCAUGGAAGACAUUGAAGGCUCAGUGACUGUUCGAGAUCACAUCCAGUCCAUCCUGGAGACUGAGAAAACUCCCGAAAGGCUCCUGGGCUUGGCCCGGACCAUCGGGCAGGUUUUGGCUCGCAUGCACGACGAGGACCUCAUUCACGGCGACCUCACCACCUCCAACAUGCUCCUGAGACCGCCCCCGGAGCAGCUGGACAUCGUGCUCAUAGACUUCGGGCUGAGUUUCAUCUCGGCGCUUCCGGAAGAUAAGGGGGUCGACCUCUACGUGCUGGAGAAGGCCUUCCUCAGCACCCACCCCAACACCGAGAGUGUGUUCGAGGCCUUUCUGAAGAGCUACUCCGCCUCCUCCAAAAAGGCCAAGCCAGUGCUCAAAAAGCUCGACGAAGUGCGCCUGAGAGGAAGGAAGAGGUCCAUGGUCGGGUAGGAGCCUGCGCGGGGCGGCCGUGGACAGCGGGGCCUUUUGCUCCGAGGACGUUUGGAGGAACGCCGGGGGCAUGGAUUACACCUGAAAAAGCCAGGCUGUCUGUAUGUGCUGCCUGUGGUCAGGCUCGUCGGUGUCGUCAUUACCUGCGGUCGACUGUUCUCCCUGUGUCCGCCCCAUGUUGUAGGCGGGACUGAGUGUACAGCGCACCAGGGAUGGGCUUCUGCCGCAGGUGCACGGGUGUGACAUUAAAGAACGUCGAACCACGUGAUGAGAAGAUUAUUCUCUCGAUUCCUGGUGAGACCGGAACAAAGUCUCGGGGACAGCGUGUCUUUGGCUUCUCCGUUGUGUCCCUGACACGCUUCUGAAAGCCACUGUAGAGGGAGGCACCCCGCGCUUUUAAAACGAAGUAGAGUCAGAGACUGGGAGAUAACACAUGUGCCUUACGUGUCGUGUGGUGAACACUGUUUUGUGAGAUUUUAAACAUACGUAUAUGCAGACCAGGGUAUGUACUGGGUUUUAAUGUAAAAUAUAUCUUUGAGGUUCAUGGUGGGGAAAAAGAUGAAAAAUACUUGACUAAUUUCUCUUAAAAAUCUUUUAUAUGACA